Messenger RNA from Oryza brachyantha (malo sina), 1387 nucleotides. RefSeq lists its product as uncharacterized. The transcript has a single exon. NCBI's taxonomy places the organism in Eukaryota, Viridiplantae, Streptophyta, Magnoliopsida, Poales, Poaceae. The coding region runs from base 236 to 1084 and encodes 282 amino acids. The record is from RefSeq and is a predicted model, not a curated record.
UCACACAGCACACGAUAACCCUAUUCCAUAAAAGGCCACGCAAGCAAGGGGGACACACGAGAUGCAAACCGCAGGAACAACCGAAAACUACGAAAAGGUGAAGAGCGCCGGCUAUAUACAAGAGAAGGCGUGCUCGUCGUCGUCCUCUUCUUCUUCUCUUCUCUGUUCCGAUCCCACGAGCUGAGGCUAGCGUGGUUCACUGGUUUGUAAUGGAGAGGGGAGCGAGAGGAGGGCCAUGAGGUGCAGGAGGCACCCGUACGAGGGCGGGGUUGGCGUGUGCGCGCCGUGCCUCCGCGACCGCCUGCUCGCGCUCGCCGCCGCGCAGAACGAGGCCUCCUCGUUGCCGCCCACGCCGCUGCCGGAGCCGGUGCCGGUUUUCCCGAGGUCGGUGUCGCCGUACGUGUGCCGCCGGAAAUCCGACGCCUCCGGAGCGAGGAAGCGCGCACCAAGCCUCCUCUUUUUCCGGACGCCCCAGGUGGGGCCGGCCUACGGCGGCGGCGGCGGAGCGGGCUUCGUGGAAGGGGACAUCGAAUUCGAGAUCCGGCGGCGGAGCAGCAAGUUCUCCGUGCUCGCCGCGCUCUUCGGGGGACAUCGUCACCACGGAUCGGAGGAGAAGGGCGGCGGCAAGGAGCGGAAGCAGCGGUCUUGGCUCGCGGCGAUCAUGUCUCCCUGGGGCCUCCGGAAGAAGGAUCCGGCCGCCGCGUCGCAACCAUCUCCGCCACGGCGCUCUUGCCACGUGGUCAGCAACCGCGGGCUCUCGCCGGUGAUGGGGUACGCCGACGAAGGCGGCGAGGAGGGCAGCUCGACGGCGGAGUCGCCGUGGCGACCUUCGCCGUCGCCGAUGCGGAAAACGCCCUGCCGGCGUAGACCGGGAGCCGCAGCGGCCGGCGUCUCGGGCUUCGCCGUCUGCAUCAGCCCACUCGUCCGUCCCAGCCCGGGGAGGCAACACCGCGGAGGCCACCCGCCGGACGCCACCGCCUUCUCCGGCGAACUGGGGCCGUCACCGCUCCACCGCCUCUCCUCCAGCACCUCGCUCCAGCACUGCCGGUCCUGGAAGCUCGCCGACGGCGGCCGCUUCCGGUGAUCCUCCUCCCCACUUCAUCUCCUUCUUUAUUAAUUUUCCCGCGUUCCGACAUUAUUUAUCCCAAAGAUUUACUUUUUGGGAGGCUUUUCUUUUCUUUUCUUAUUUUCCUUUUUACCUUAACGUGUAAACUGGAAAAGAAGAAUUCAUCCCCAGCUCGAGCUGGCAAGCUGUUCCACUGACAUGUAGGCACCGACGUUCGUUUUGUCAAAGGUUACUGUUUGUCAGUCGAACAUGUUGCAAGCCGCUCUAAAAAGGGGCUUCUUGCAUUGUCUAUGUACAGGAUUAGCUUUUAAAUAUUUUCAA